Conger conger (European conger) is the source of this 2505-nucleotide messenger RNA. It is a transcript of the gene slc36a4, whose product is annotated as solute carrier family 36 member 4. Bases 302 to 1837 code for a protein of 511 amino acids. Lineage: Eukaryota; Metazoa; Chordata; Actinopteri; Anguilliformes; Congridae. Gene Ontology annotation, cellular component: vacuolar membrane. Gene Ontology annotation, biological process: L-alanine transport; amino acid transmembrane transport. The transcript has 12 exons. Gene Ontology annotation, molecular function: L-proline transmembrane transporter activity; L-alanine transmembrane transporter activity. The record is from RefSeq and is a predicted model, not a curated record.
UUAACGAGCAGAAUUACAACCUGGCAAUUGUAUCCGCACAAGCUGCUUUCACAUUUCCAAUGGAAGUUUUGUUUUCUGGUCACCACUUAUCCAAAGAGAAAAAUACAACCGUAAGAGACUGCCGUCGCUCUAAAAGUCGAUCGCUGGAAUACAGUGCUACAGAUCGGAGCAGCAGGUUCCACGCAAACCACUGACUCCAAGGGAGAGCAUUUUGCUGUCAGAAGACUGAAUUCAUCACGCCCACUUCAGUACGGCGACCCAGAACGGUGUCAGCGGUAGUCGCACAAAUGUCUGGCGGAAGAUGGAAUCAACUGAACAGCUAGACAUGGAAGUGAUGACCCCUCUGAUUGAAGACGCAGGGAACUGCCCCGAUGACUUCUCAGAGGAGGAUCACGAUCUUGAAUUGGUUCCAGUUCAAAGACAUUACGAGCUGGGAAAUCAUGACGGCAUUACGUUUUCGCAAACGCUCAUCCACCUCCUGAAGGGGAACAUUGGGACAGGACUGCUCGGCCUCCCUUUGGCGGUGAAAAACGCCGGGAUUAUUGUUGGGCCCAUAAGCCUGGUGCUGAUGGGCGUGGUGUGUGUGCACUGCAUGCACAUCCUGGUCCACUGCAGCCAUCACCUGUCUGAAAGAUUGAAGCGACCUCCAAUGGGGUACAGCGACACGGUGGCCAUCGCGAUGGAGCAGAGCUCGCUGAAGUGCAUCCGAAGAGGGGCAGAUUUCGGGAGGCAUCUGGUCAGCUUCUUCCUGGUGUUGACACAGCUGGGCUUCUGCAGUGUGUACUUUGUGUUCUUGGCAGAGAAUAUUAAGCAGGUGGUGGAAGGGUACUGGGGGAACAGCACGGACGACCUGCUGUCUUUUGACAACAUCACCAUGGAGACGGACGUGGGAACACCUCCGGAGCCCUGGGGCCUGGACCUACGCCUCUACAUGCUCUUCUUCCUUCCCUUCCUCAUCCUCCUCGUCUUCAUUAAAGGCCUGAAGAACAUGGCCGUGCUGUCCUUCCUGGCCAACAUCGCCAUGGCUGUUAGCCUGGUCAUCAUCUUCAAGUAUAUCCUCACGGAUGUGGGCGACCCGCACAGACUGCCGUACGCCUCCAGCUGGAAGAAGUUCCCCUUCUUCUUCGGCACGGCCAUAUUCGCCUUCGAAGGGAUCGGGGUGGUUCUCCCACUGGAAAACCAGAUGAAGGAACCAAAGCGAUUUCCUCAGGCACUGAAUAUCGGCAUGGGCACUGUGAUCGUCCUGUACGUCGCCCUGGCGACGUUGGGCUACCUGCACUUUGGGAGCGACAUCAAAGGAAGCAUCACCCUCAACCUGCCCCACAACGCAUGGACCAAUCAGAUGGUGAAGAUCCUGUACUCCUUCGGUGUUUUCGUCAGCUUCGCCGUCCAGUUCUUCGUCCCGGCGGAGAUCCUCCUGCCUCCUCUGAAGGCCAGACUGCGGGAGAGCUGGAGGGGGCCCUGUGAGCUGGGCCUGCGCUCCCUCCUGGUCUGCCUUACCUGCUCCAUGGCGGUGCUGAUUCCCCGGCUGGACCUGGUCAUCUCGUUCGUGGGGGCGUUCAGCAGCAGCGCCCUGGCGCUGGUCUUCCCCCCGCUGGUGGAGCUGGUCACCUUCUCGGACAGGAGGCCGCGUCCCGCCAUGCUCCUGAAGGACGCGCUGAUCGCCGUGUUCGGGUUCGUGGGCUUCCUGGCGGGGACCUACGUGACCGUGGAGGAGAUCGUGUACCCGCAGGCCGAGGCCCUGGCGCAGGACGCACACGUCUUCGGAGACCUCUUCAACGCCUCGGCUAGCACGGACCAGAAGCUGCCCACGGCCAAUCCGCUGGCGUCCAUGUGAGGCAGCGGGCGUGGAUGGGAAGGCCCUCCCUGGUCUUGUGUGGGGACUCUUGGGUCUCGCUGGUUUGCACCAUUUUUCAACACACCAAAUUUAUGAACUAAUUUCGAGCGGUUGAUGUUUUUGCUUUUUGGUUCUCUCACACUGAAGCGAAGCUCGAUGAACCGGUACUCUGCACGUACGAUCCGAGCAAAAGGCUCCUUUUGCCUCAGUCUUCAAAACGCAUUCCACCGCUCUGCAAUAGAUUCAGCGCUGGCUUCACUUUCAGCACCAGCGCGUCACACUUUCAAAGCUUCUGGUCAAUUAAAAAUAAUAAUAAUAAUAAUUCCAAUUGUACAAAAUUGCAAAGGAGGCUGAAUGGCGGUCACUCAGUUGAGUUUCUCCUCCCAAAAAAAUCAUAGUUCCCAUAGUGGUUAAAUAGGAAGCCUCUUCCAGGCGGGAGGGGGAGGGUUUGAGAAUGCUCAGCCCAAGCCACCCUCCACUAGUGCGUGCGAUGGUCACCAGAUAGUGCUCAUCCCACAACUUCCUCGCCCCACUCAUAGAUGUCAUAGAUUACCUUGUGUUGUCAAGGUCACAGGUGUAUGUCGACAUUCCAUUGUUAGUUCAUGGUGCAUCACAAAAUGUGCUGCACUUUAUAUUCCAAAUCCAUUUUUUUACCUGCAUUUGGAUAC